AUGUCAGGAUCUAUUUUCACACAAAAGGAAUCACAGGAUUUAAUUCAAAUUGGUGUCCCAUCGAUUGAGCGUCCAUUUGGAGUUUAUUUAUGGCCUAUAUUCAAUAAAGUCUUUGAAUCAGUCAUUGGAUACCCAGCUGACGAUUUUGAGUUUAUUUACCACAAGACUUUUUUGGCUAACGGGUUCCAUGCUAUAAGUAUAAUUAUAGUUUACUAUAUUGUUAUAUUUGGUGGAAGAGAAAUUAUCAAUAAAUUUAAAUUACCUGCUUUGAAAUUAAAUUUUUUGUUUCAGUUACAUAAUAUCGUUCUUACUUUGUUAUCUUUGAGUUUGUUGUUGUUAUGUAUUGAGCAAUUGGCACCAAUGUUAUAUCACCAUGGGUUGUUUUAUGCUAUUUGUGAUGAAGGAGCAUUUACCCAGAAAUUGGUUACUUUGUACUACUUGAAUUAUUUGACCAAAUUCUUGGAAUUGAUCGAUACUGUAUUUUUGGUGUUGAAAAAGAAGAAAUUGUUGUUUUUACACACUUAUCAUCAUGGAGCCACUGCAUUGUUAUGUUACACUCAAUUGACUGGCUCAACUUCAGUUGAAUGGGUUCCAAUUACUUUGAAUUUGGCAGUUCAUGUCGUCAUGUAUUGGUACUACUUCCUUAGCGCUAGAGGUAUUAGAGUUUGGUGGAAAGAAUGGGUCACUAGAUUCCAAAUUAUUCAAUUUGUUCUUGAUUUAGGAUUUGUUUAUUUCGCGACUUAUACUCAUUAUGCGUUUGCUUAUUUCCCAAGCUUGCCACAUAUCGGAAACUGUCAUGGAAGUGAAUUGGCAGCCGCUUAUGGAUACUUGAUCUUGUCUUCAUAUUUGGUUUUGUUUAUCAGUUUUUACAUCAAAGUUUACAAGAGCAAAGGUGGUAAAAAGCCUGUCAAGGCUAAUGAAGUUGCUAAUGCUGCUGAAAAAGCAGUAAGUGGUACUAGCAGCGGGGUUGAUACAGGUGCCAAAAAGGUUAAACCAAGAAAAGCCUAG
Lodderomyces orthopsilosis Co 90-125 is the source of this 1008-nucleotide messenger RNA. It is a transcript of the gene FEN12, whose product is annotated as fatty acid elongase. The transcript has a single exon. Lineage: Eukaryota; Fungi; Ascomycota; Pichiomycetes; Serinales; Debaryomycetaceae. The coding region runs from base 1 to 1008 and encodes 335 amino acids. Gene Ontology annotation, molecular function: fatty acid elongase activity. The record is from RefSeq and is a predicted model, not a curated record. Gene Ontology annotation, cellular component: endoplasmic reticulum membrane. Gene Ontology annotation, biological process: fatty acid elongation, monounsaturated fatty acid; sphingolipid biosynthetic process; fatty acid elongation, polyunsaturated fatty acid.